Messenger RNA from Psylliodes chrysocephalus, 862 nucleotides. Lineage: Eukaryota; Metazoa; Arthropoda; Insecta; Coleoptera; Chrysomelidae. The record is from the annotation of a GenBank genome assembly.
AGAUUAAACUACAAUGGGUCGUGUAAUUCGGGCACAACGUAAAGGUGCGGGAUCCGUAUUCAAAUCCCAUACAAAAAGGAGGAAAGGAGCACCAAAACUGCGUUAUUUAGAUUUCUCAGAACGACAUGGUUACAUCAAGGGGGUAGUUAAAGAUAUCCUUCAUGACCCAGGUCGCGGUGCCCCGUUGGCUGUUGUACAUUUCAGAGACCCUUACAAGUUCCAAACUAGAAAGGAGCUGUUCAUUGCUCCCGAAGGAAUGUACACAGGACAAUUUUUAUACUGUGGAAAGAAAGCUAACCUCCAAAUUGGAAAUGUACUACCUGUAGGAACUAUGCCUGAAGGUACCAUUGUGUGUAAUUUGGAAGAAAAAACUGGUGACCGUGGUCGAUUGGCCCGUGCAUCAGGCAACUAUGCAACAGUAAUUGCACACAACCAUGAUACAAGAAAAACUAGGGUUAAGUUGCCAUCAGGAGCCAAGAAGGUCAUUCCAUCCAACAACAGGGCUAUGGUUGGUAUCGUUGCUGGAGGCGGUCGUAUCGACAAACCCAUAUUGAAAGCCGGUCGUGCUUACCACAAAUACAAGGUGAAGCGUAACUGCUGGCCCAAGGUUCGUGGUGUUGCUAUGAACCCCGUCGAGCAUCCUCACGGAGGUGGUAACCAUCAACACAUCGGUAAGGCUUCUACUGUCAAGAGAGGAACGUCGGCCGGUCGUAAAGUCGGUCUCAUCGCCGCCCGCAGGACAGGUCGUAUCAGGGGAGGCAAAGUCGAUGCCAAGAAAGAGGAUUAGAGCGUUAGUUAGCAUUGUUGAAUAUUUUUAUAUCGUGUCGAUGUGUUUCUGGCGCGUUGGUUUUAUUUAUUUAAG